GACACAGUACCGUGGGGGCGCAGGUUGAUGACGACAUGUCGCUGUGGUGAUGUCAGGGAGCUCUGGCAGAGCAUUGUGACUUUGACAACGGCGAGUAUCAGGAGGUGUCUCAGUGAUGCGGAAGGUUCUCUUUGAGAUCUGACCAAUCAGCGUUGGGAAUCGCCAGUCCCCGGGGUGCUAUGGAGGCUCUCCGGAAGACCGGCACAGCGCUGAGCACCGUUCUCUGCUCUGUGCAGUACUCGCCUCUCAGGAGGUUCCUCCCCGCCUCGUGCCGCCUCCUCCACACCUCGUGUGAUCUACACGGCGCCAACAAAGCCUGCAUAGGCCGAUCUGGGAGAUCCGCUUACCUGAGGACCUACCCGGUGCUACUGGUCCAGCCUGAUGGGUCCACCAUCACCAUCCACUACAAGGAGCCACGGAGACUGCUGACUAUGCCAAUCGAUGUUACCACCCUGUCUGAAGACGAGCGGAAGGCGCGGCAGCGUCUCAGGGACCAGUCCAAGAAGGUGAAGGCCAAGGAGGAGAAGGACAUCUAUGCUGACAUCAGUCUAGACGAGUACAAGAAGUUCUGGAAGAAGAAAUAAAUCCCACUGAGAGCUGUGAUUGUAUAUAGAAUGUUCGGGUCACAAGCAGAACUAAUAAAGAUUUUUCUAUUGAAAGCA
Molecule: messenger RNA, 662 nt
Organism: Rana temporaria (common frog)
Lineage: Eukaryota; Metazoa; Chordata; Amphibia; Anura; Ranidae
Gene: MRPL55
Product: mitochondrial ribosomal protein L55
Exons: 4
Coding region: 180-584 (134 amino acids)
Biological process (GO): translation
Cellular component (GO): mitochondrial large ribosomal subunit
Molecular function (GO): structural constituent of ribosome
Source: RefSeq, a predicted model, not a curated record